This is a messenger RNA of Lactuca sativa (garden lettuce), 2392 nucleotides long. The record is from RefSeq and is a predicted model, not a curated record. Lineage: Eukaryota; Viridiplantae; Streptophyta; Magnoliopsida; Asterales; Asteraceae.
UCUUAGUAAAAAAGUUGGAUCGGAUGUAGCCAUGGAAACAGUUUUAUUAAUUCUUUUCUUAUUUGAAAUAAUAAAAAACAAUCACGGGAAAUUUGCCACUAUGAUGAACGUUACUGUCUGGAUUCAUAAAUUUGAUCGGCGUUGUGCCUUCAAUAGCUAGAAUUUCGAAUAGUUAUCACUGUCGAUGGAGUCUGCGACCACAUUUGCAGAAGAAGAGGCGGACCAAACAUUUGCAGUCUGCAAGAAGAUGACUGUUUGUUUUUUAUGGUCUGCAGUCUGCGGACCACAUCCUCAGAAGAAGAGGUGGACCAAAAGUUUGCAGUCUGCAAGAAGAAGACUAUUUGUUUUUUAAGGUCAGUAGACUGGAGUUUGCGGACCACAUUUGCAGAAGAAGAAGUGGACCAUAUCUGUAGAAGAAGAGGUGGACCAAAUGUUUGCAAUCUGCAAGAAGAAGACUGUUUGUUCUUUAAGGUCUACAGACUGCAGUCUGCAGACCUCAUUUGCAAAAGAAGAGGUGGACCAAACAUCUGCAGUCUGCAAGAAGAAGACUGUUUGUUUUUUAAGGUUUACAGACUGCUAGAUUAAAAUGCAAUUUAAAUACAUUGGUUUUUUUAAAUUUAAAAGAGUUUUUCAACAUUGAAAUUAAAGUCGUCACAACAUACAUUCUAUGGAAGUUGCAAUCUCCAUAUAUAUAUAAUUCUAUGGCACAUUUCCUUUAGUUUAACAAGUCGCCUCAGUGUAGUGUAGCUUGUCAUAAUUGCAGCAUUCAUGAAGGAUUUUGAGUACUAUAUAACUAUUAAUGAGUUGACUCGUAUAACUCGAAUCUUAUUUGAAACAAAGGAUAACUAUCCUCUUGUUUUCAAUGAUCUAUUCAAUGCUUAGCGGUGAGUAAUAACUCGAUAGCCAGCUCACUUGACACGUUAUAGCGCUAUAAAGGUAAACAAAAAGGGUAUUCCUCAUUUCCUCUAUACACAUCCCCAAUCCCAAAAUCAAAAACUGAAACCAAUUCUCUUGAAUUAGGGCUCCAUAUCUCAAAAAUGGUGAAGAGAAAACCAAUGAUAUUUGAUGAUAUCAAUAUUGAUAAAGAGCCGAUGGACGAUAAUGAUCGAAUUACUCGUUUGCCAAAUGAUGUUAUUCAUUACAUGUACUCAUUUAUGGAUUCAAGAUGCAUUGUUCAAAGUAGCGCUCUCUCACGAAGGUGGAUACAUAAAUGGAGAUCCCAUCCCUAUCUCAACUUUGAAACCCUUCCUUUCACCAAUAAGAAAUUUCCCAAAUUUAUGCAUCGAUUUCUCACCAAUCGUAAGAAUGAUGCAGAAAUUGUCGCCAUUGACUUUCGGUCAACUUCAAUCAGGCUAAGUCUUCUCAAAGAGGUGAUAUCUUAUGCUAUGUCUCACGGUACUCAAAAGAUAAACAUUGAAUACCCGAGUCUUAUCCCAACAAGACGUGGUGGAUUCGAUUUAUCUUUGUUUAAAUCUCAUUUUCUUCAAGAUCUUUGUUUGAAUAUCGAUUUUGAGCUCUUUAAAACUCCAAAUCUCACAUGGGAUUUGCCUGUUUUGACUACUUUGCAUCUUGAAAGGGUUUCAUUCUUACUGUAUCCUACUGAUAACAAAUCCUUGGAUUUGUUUUCCACCUUUUCAAAUCUGAAAAAUCUUGUCUUGGUUGAUUGUCAAUUAUGGAGAGUUAAUACUUUCUAUAUCACAUCAAGUAAAUUAGAGAAUCUGAGAUUAAACAUUCUUCAUCAUUCAUGUCAGUUUGUGAUCUCAGCACCCAAACUUUCCUCUUUCACAUAUCAUCGCAUGGAUCAUUCAUUUUUGUUGUUAACCAGUGAUCUCAAUUCAUUAGAAACUGUAGUCUUUCGAACCAUUUAUGACAACAGAUCAAUGGGAGAACAACAAAAGAAUGUUGAGUUGAUGAUCAAUAUUUUUCAUCAAAUGUGUAACACAAAGUUUCUUACUUUAAACACUGCUACAUUGAAGUUUCUUUCAAGAUUCCCUGAAUUACUUAAAAGUAAAAUUUCCCCUUUUGUGAGAUUACAAACUUUGACAUUGAAUGAAAUGCCUCCAUCAUCUGUUGACCUUGCUGAUAUCAUCAGUUAUUUCCGUAGCUGUGUUCCAGAUCGCUUGUUUUUUGUUGAAUAUUAUCCAGAAUUAUGGAGCAUUCUUGACAUGAAAUCCAUUGAAAAAAUCAUCAUCAGGUUUGAUUGAUGUUUUGAUAUCAGAGGCUGUCUCUCCUGGUUACCCUUUGUUGCUUUUGAGUGUGUGUGUGUGUGAUAAACUCUAGUCAUGUUUACAUUUUUGGAUUUCUCAUGUUAAACAACAAUGCUUUGUGUUUUUGGCUACAAAUGUUGUUAUUGUUUUAAUCAUGUUAUGGAUGCUUUGUUGUUGUGUGGAUC